AGAAAAGAUGGAGAUGCUGUCCCUCCCGCUGGCUAAUGAGCGCCGGCCCUGCGUGCUGGUUGGUCGGGACAACAUGGCCCUCCCUGCUAGCCUGAUUAGUCAAAUCGGGUACCGCUGCCACCCGUCGCUCUACACCGAGGGAGACCCGGGAGAGAAGGUGGAGCUGGUGGCAGGUUCAGGUGUGUUCAUGACACGGGGUCAACUGAUGAACUGUCACCUCUGUGCCGGGGUCAAACACAAGGUGCUGCUCAGGAGACUGCUGGCUACGUUCUUUGACAGAAACACUCUGGCCAAUAGCUGUGGGACAGGAAUCCGCUCCUCCACCAAUGAUCCGAGCCGAAAGCCGCUGGACAACCGAGUGUUAAACACCGUGAAACAGUGUAAUUCAGCUGCAGUCUACUCAGCAGUGAGAGGAGCAGGAGACGUCAGUUAUGGACAAAUAGUCAUCAGACCACAAAGGACGAGAGGUGCAGAUGCUCUUUGGACAGAGACGGGCUACCUGUUUCCCCCUGCUUCCAGUCGUUAUGCUAAGCUAAGCUAACCACGACUUGACUACAGAGUGUUUCUAAAACAUUGAACAAUUGAACUAUUCCUUUCAAAGAGAUGCGGGUAAUAAGAAGUUCAGACGGACUAAACGUGAGGACCUCUAAACCAGUCAGGUGAAGGCUCAGGAGGGCCGCUUACAUUUCUAUUAGCAAGUUGACAUUUUUUGUAUAAAUCAGCAAAUUCACUUUACGGAGUAGUUUUCCCAAAAUGGUUAUGAAUCAUGGCAUGUUGAUCUCCACAGACAAUACACUGACAUUAGUGCGGAAAUAAAUUCACAACACGUUA
Messenger RNA from Micropterus salmoides (largemouth bass), 831 nucleotides. Its product is annotated as nucleus accumbens-associated protein 2-like. Gene Ontology annotation, biological process: regulation of transcription by RNA polymerase II. Gene Ontology annotation, molecular function: DNA-binding transcription factor activity, RNA polymerase II-specific; RNA polymerase II cis-regulatory region sequence-specific DNA binding. Lineage: Eukaryota; Metazoa; Chordata; Actinopteri; Centrarchiformes; Centrarchidae. The record is from RefSeq and is a predicted model, not a curated record. The transcript has 4 exons. Bases 8 to 541 code for a protein of 177 amino acids.